AUGCGCCGCGGCUGUCACGACUCAGACGCUGCUGCUGCGGGAAACAUGGCGAUGAAGGCGCUCAGAGGGAUGGUGAACGGGGCCAUGAGCGAGCUGUCCUCGGCCGUCAGCGGGAACAGGCCGCCGGCCGCCGCUCCGACCUCCGCCGCCGCCGCCUCCCGGGAGCACGUGAUGGCCGUGAAACGGGAUUACAUCUCCCAGCCGCGCCUCACCUAUAAAACUGUGUCUGGAGUCAACGGGCCGCUGGUGAUUCUGGACCAGGUGAAGUUCCCGCGGUACGCAGAGAUCGUCCAUCUCACGCUGCCAGAUGGAACCAAGAGGAGCGGGCAGGUGCUGGAGGUCACCGGCUCCAAAGCUGUGGUGCAGGUGUUUGAGGGGACCGCGGGCAUCGAUGCCAAGAAGACCAGCUGUGAGUUCACAGGAGACAUCUUACGGACGCCGGUCUCAGAGGACAUGCUGGGCCGCGUGUUCAAUGGAUCGGGUAAACCCAUCGACAGAGGACCCGCGGUCCUGGCCGAGGACUUCUUGGACAUCAUGGGACAGCCGAUAAACCCUCAGUGCCGUAUUUACCCCGAGGAGAUGAUCCAGACCGGCAUAUCUGCCAUCGAUGGCAUGAACAGCAUCGCCAGAGGGCAGAAGAUACCCAUCUUCUCUGCUGCAGGGCUGCCGCACAACGAGAUCGCGGCUCAGAUCUGUCGGCAGGCCGGUUUGGUGAAGAAGUCCAAGGACGUGAUGGACUACAGCGAGGACAACUUCGCCAUCGUAUUUGCAGCCAUGGGGGUCAACAUGGAGACAGCCAGGUUCUUUAAGUCGGACUUUGAGGAGAACGGCUCCAUGGACAACGUCUGUUUGUUCCUCAACCUGGCCAACGACCCAACGAUCGAGCGAAUCAUCACGCCUCGUUUGGCUCUGACUGCGGCCGAGUACCUGGCCUAUCAGUGUGAGAAGCACGUGCUCGUCAUCCUCACCGAUAUGAGCUCCUACGCAGAGGCUCUCCGAGAGGUGUCUGCAGCCAGAGAGGAGGUGCCGGGCCGCCGAGGUUUCCCCGGCUACAUGUACACCGAUCUGGCCACCAUCUACGAGAGAGCCGGCAGAGUGGAAGGACGGAGCGGCUCCAUCACCCAGAUCCCCAUCCUCACCAUGCCCAAUGACGACAUCACUCAUCCCAUCCCUGACCUGACUGGUUACAUCACCGAGGGACAGAUCUACGUGGACAGACAGCUCCACAACAGACAGAUCUAUCCUCCCAUCAACGUGCUGCCGUCUCUCUCCCGUCUCAUGAAGUCUGCCAUCGGGGAGGGGAUGACCCGCAGAGACCACUCUGACGUCUCCAACCAGCUCUAUGCGUGCUAUGCUAUAGGGAAGGACGUCCAGGCCAUGAAGGCGGUGGUGGGAGAGGAGGCUCUGACGGCUGAUGACCUGCUGUACCUGGAGUUCCUCACCAAGUUUGAGAAAAACUUCAUCUCCCAAGGUGCCUACGAGAACCGGAGCGUGUUUGAGACUCUGGACAUCGGCUGGCAGCUCAUGAGGAUCUUCCCCAAAGAGAUGCUGAAGAGGAUCCCUCAGAGCACCUUGGCCGAGUUUUACCCCCGAGAGGCCAAACACUAACCCCCCCGCGCACACACACACACACACACACACACACACACACACACACAUACACACACACACACGCACACACACACACACACAGCUUCCAUUCUCAGUGGGAUCUCUGCGUUCAUACAGUGUAGUGUUGUGAUGCUGUGACGUCCUCACACUUGUGACUUUGUGGCCUUGACUUCAAAGCUUCCUGCUUCGACUCAGAGAGACUCGAGUUUGUGUCUGUGCUCAGAGUGAGAGGGAGGAACCUGUCCACGUAUUCAGUGUGUGAGUCUUCAUGAGGAUGAUGAUGAGGACGAUGCUUUCUUUAAACCCUGCUCAGAGCUUUCAGUUUAAUGUCAGAGGCUACUGUAUGAUCAGGUCAGCGUUUGUGGAGGUGAUGCUCCUGCAGAAGGACCUGCACAGAGCCCGCGUGCUCAUUAGGCCUCCAUAGGGGCUUCAUGACCACACUUCCUGUCCCGUUCUGUCCCGAGCUUCACAUUUCCACCCGUCAGGCCGGCCGCAGGCCGAGGGAUGAUGACACGUGUGAGGGUGCUGUGAGGUUCUCGUGGUUCCUUUAGAUUCUUGGUGUUUGCUGCUCUUUCCUUCUCGUGGCAGAAGCUCAGAGUGAUGAUGAGUCUGUGUGCUCUGUGUACAUGUUUGCUUCAGCCUUAAAUAUCUCUGAAUUGUGUCUUUGUGUUGCAACAGUGUGCGCUGGAUGUACAAACUGCAUGAUCGCUGAAUGUUUCCUGUUGGUGCCUCUACUGUUGUAUGAAAUAAAAGCCGCUGUGUCAUCA
Messenger RNA from Archocentrus centrarchus (flier cichlid), 2378 nucleotides. RefSeq names its product V-type proton ATPase subunit B, brain isoform-like. Gene Ontology annotation, cellular component: proton-transporting V-type ATPase, V1 domain. Gene Ontology annotation, molecular function: proton-transporting ATPase activity, rotational mechanism; ATP binding. Bases 1 to 1608 code for a protein of 535 amino acids. Gene Ontology annotation, biological process: vacuolar acidification; ATP metabolic process; proton transmembrane transport. The record is from RefSeq and is a predicted model, not a curated record. NCBI's taxonomy places the organism in Eukaryota, Metazoa, Chordata, Actinopteri, Cichliformes, Cichlidae. The transcript is spliced from 14 exons.